Molecule: messenger RNA, 1633 nt
Organism: Hyposmocoma kahamanoa
Lineage: Eukaryota; Metazoa; Arthropoda; Insecta; Lepidoptera; Cosmopterigidae
Exons: 2
Coding region: 133-1074 (313 amino acids)
Molecular function (GO): protein binding
Source: RefSeq, a predicted model, not a curated record
UUAUGGGGACAUUGGCGCCAGUUUAAAUACAUUAAUUUUAUAAAUUGAUAAGUGUAAUUUGUAAGAUAUAUCUCAGAAUAAAAGGUACUCCUAGGACAGUCCUCAUCCAGAACAGUUCUUUGGUGUACAAGCAUGAAGUUAAUACUAUUAAUUGUCAUAAUACAACAAUCACUGGCAUUUGAUUUGCCUGCAACUGGUUGUUGCGCAGAUAUAAAGAUCAAUAACGAUCAUUUCAAUAUAACGGAUACUUACCACACGGGGGACGCAUACCCCACAGACGCUCAUUACGAUGUUUAUGGCAAUUUAUUUUAUGUGGAAUCUGGUAAAGACGACAAAGGGUUCUAUUUCGACGUCAAGGUGAUUAAAUUUAAAACUACUUCUCCGGAAAAAAUUACUGGUUUACCCGAAGGCACCAGUUACUCGGUUGCGAUCGACAAGAAAAACACCAAAGUAUACUUUGGCACUAGACGAGGUAUAUUCACAUACGACUAUGAAACACAUAACGCAACACCCGUCUCCGAAUCUACAUUGAAACUGGAUAUGAUAUUCGUCGACAAAGACGGAAAUCAGUAUAUUACGGAGAGCAACAAUGGAGUUGAAGAGUUAUUCCUACUUGAUGGAAAAAAGAAAAUUCGAUUCCAUACUCUUGAAGCUCUAAACGAACUUGGCAUUGAUGAUAAGAACAAUUUCUAUUAUAUAAAAGAGGAGCGGUUGUAUGUACUGAAGAACGAUUUAUCUUCACCAGUAUAUAUCGGUAACAUUACUUAUGACGGUUUGGCUCAAAUUUCUUUCCAUAAAGAACAUGUGUUCGUCGCUAGUGAUGAUUUGAUAUAUUUCCAUGAAAAAGACAUUGGCAAACUGGUGACUGUGGCUAAUGUACCUGGUAAGGUAACAGCUGUAGCUUUUGACAACAUUGGAAACUUUGUAAUUGGAAUCAAAGGAAAAAUACUGAAGUACAAGAAGAAUGUUUGCUAUCAUAGAGAAAACGAUAAUCAAAACAUGGACGGAAAUGAUAAUCAAGACGUGGUUCUUAGUAAUAACAUAAACAUGAAUGAGAAGCCAGGCAUGAACUGAAACAUGUCUGAUUUUAUCAGUAGACGAGCCAUGUAAAAAUUAAAUAUAGUUGCAUACUUUAACAAUACUUUUAUUACUAAAAAUAAAUUACCUAAUUUAAAAUUACAACCCAAAGUAGCAAAUUGAAGCAUUUUUAAAACAGAAUAAUAUCAAGGUGGUGUCAGUGGUAUAUUACGGUUCUGUUUUCACAUAAAGUUUUGCACGUUAUGUUCAAGUAUUAGUUUUCCACCUUAAAGGUCAGGCCACACAGUCGGGGGGGCCCGGACCGCAGACGUGACACGCAGCAGUCCUACGCGUAGUUACUACUCCUGCUUAGAUUUUAAAGAAAGCAUCAUAUCGCUGUCAGAUAAAAUCAGAAACAAAAAACUGCUUUUAUUACCGUUACGGAAGCAACGCAAAAGAAAUUUUAUUUAUGUAUUUAUUUGAUUAUAGACGCUAGUCUACGCUAAGCUACUAAGCUUUCGCUGGUAUGUCUACAUCAGUGUUGAAAUUUAUAUCGUUUCUUUUAGUUCGCUUUAUUUCGAUCGAAUUAACAUUGAAACUUGAUAAAAAAAACAUA